Polypterus senegalus (gray bichir) is the source of this 6548-nucleotide messenger RNA. RefSeq names its product tubulin tyrosine ligase-like family, member 2 (gene ttll2). Lineage: Eukaryota; Metazoa; Chordata; Cladistia; Polypteriformes; Polypteridae. The coding region runs from base 2631 to 4523 and encodes 630 amino acids. The transcript is spliced from 2 exons. Gene Ontology annotation, molecular function: tubulin binding; tubulin-glutamic acid ligase activity. Gene Ontology annotation, cellular component: cilium. Gene Ontology annotation, biological process: protein polyglutamylation; microtubule cytoskeleton organization. The record is from RefSeq and is a predicted model, not a curated record.
AAUCGCUUUAGCAGAGGUCGCCGCCACCGCACCUCUCAUUACAGGUUGUCGCUUUAACUCUCUUGUAAUUACUGAAUCACGCGGCAUGCUUAGACACGCAUAAUUGCACAGCGCUCGAGUCUCGCGUAAAUAACUGCACACUGCCGCUGUGAACUAGCUUAAAAUUUAAUAACUUCUCAAUCGAUACUCUUACUCACUGUUGUCUAAACAGAAGCAGCUCCAGGUCCUCGGGUCUCAUUUUCAUAUGGAGAAACGGAAUGAUAACAAUGAAAAUGAAAUCAUAGUGAAUUAAUGAAGGGCUCGCCUGGGCACCAAGGAGCUCAGACCUUAUCGCGAGGACACACUUGGGCAGCAGCAGGACGGCACAAGCCUGCUGUAUCCAGGAGACGAGCUGAUAAAGCGUCCCGAGCGGAAACGAGGGGCACUUGACUUGAGUCGAGGCUCAGGUCGCAGGAAUCCAGAGACUGUCCUGACAACAUCGGGCCCAAGGCAGAAAUUCUGCUCUGGACAAGAUGCUUGACAAAUAUGCCCUUCUUCACUGAUAUCAGGCAGUUAAGAGUCAUUUAAAGUUAUCUGCUUUCUGUUUUCAAAUUCUUGCAGGGUAAGUUUACUCCAGAUACACUGGUUUUCCCUCCGAAUCCCAGACAUGUAAAUAUUAGAUGAAAUAGUGACUCUAAACUGCCUGCAUAUGAGUUAGGAAGUAAAACUAUGCGAGUAUGCCUGGGUGUUGUCUCUGUGGUGUUUUAUUGUUCUCCUCGUGUCUGGAUGGGCUUGUGUUUUCAUACUCUGUUUUUCCUCUUACAUUAGAAAAAACAAUUGGUCAUUCAGUGCAACAAGGCUCGCCAAUCCUAUUCACCUAAUUCCUUCAAAAAACAUCGUUGAGUUUUGAAUAUCCCUUAAGUUGUACCGUCUAUCACACCACAGUAGGCCUUAUUCUGUGUGUCUGUAGUUCCCCGAGUAAAGAAAAACUAACAAACAUUUGUGUGAAAUGUAGCCGUAACAACUUUUCAUCUGUCCUCCUAUGUUCUUGUUGAACUAAUUUUAGUCAUUUUAAACUAAGAGCUUGGAUCCACUGUAUUAAUUCUUUUCAUAAUUUGAAACACUUUAAUAAUGUCACCUCUUUAUCUCCGUUUGCUUAAACUGAAAAUGUUCAAUUCCAUCAAUCUGUCCUCAUAGAUCAUUUCUCUGGACUUUUCCUAGUGCUGCUAUUUCUUUUCACUGCACACAAUACUGCAGGUCAGGCCUCAUCCAAGUGUGUUAUAAAGCUGAAGCAUAACUUCCCUGGACUUGCACUCUACCCAUUGUGCUAUAUAACCUAACAUUCUGUUGCUUUGCUUAAUAGCUUACGAACACUGGCAGAAUGUUCAUGGUGACAAGUCCACUCUGACUCAUAAAUUGUUCUCAUAAGCAGUACUUUCAAUUUUCAGACUUCCUAUUGCAUAUUCAUAUCUAACAUUUUUACUUCCUAUAUGUAAACCCUAACACCUUACCUACAGGCCCAUGCAUGUAUACCAUUCAAGUCUCUCUAAUGAUUUAACAGAUUGUAGAUUAUCUUCAGACUUAACAUGUUAUAUGUUAAUUUUACUAUCCAAAUCAUUUAUAUAUAGUAGAAAUAGCAGUGGGGCCAGCCCUGACCCCUGUGGGACACCACUGUAAACAUCACCUAUUUCUGAUAGGGUUCCUCACACCAUAACCCACUGCUUUCUAUGUUUUAGUCAUUUCUGCACUCAUCUACAGACUACACCCUGAACUCCCAAUUCUUUUAGUUGGAUGCCUAACAUCUCCUCUGUGACAAUAGAAAAUACUUUCUGAAUGUCAAGAUAAGUAAUUGAUAUACACCACUCUGAUCAUAUCCUUUUGUUGCUUCCUCAUAGAAUUUCGGCAUGUUAGAGAAGCACAACCUUCCUUUCUGAACCCAUGCUGAUUGUUCUUGAAAACAAAUUUUUGUAAUUUGCUGUUCAUCUUACUUUUAAUUUCUUGUAUGGCUUUUGUGAAUUUACUUGUGAUGCACAUUAGGUUUAUUGGCCUGUAGGCACUGUACUUGGAUAAUAAUUUUUAUUUUCUAUUCCUUAGGAAUUUGCCCAUUGUGCAGCAACUUUUGAAUGAUAUGAGUCAAGGGUUUAAGUAUACACUCAUUUGCCUCCUUAAGCAUUCAAGGAUAAAUGCCACCUAGUCCUGAUGAUCUGUUAGAUUUGUUAAAUGGUGUGAUUAAGUAUGGGUUUUUAUGAGUGUGUGCUGGUUGACAAACUGGUGUCUUGUCCAGGAAUGCUUUCAUGCCAUGUACCCAGUUUUGCCAGGACAGGUUUGAUCCCACUGCCUGAGUUGAAUUAAAACACUAAGAAUUUUUUUUUUUCCCAAAUGGACAGGAGCUCUGCUGAUUUAUGCACAUCUUGUACUGAACUUUGAUGUCCAGGCCAUUUGGCGUGCCCUGCUGUCCGAAGGCCUCAACGAGUUUUCUUCUGUAGUUCACAGAUCUUGAUGUCCAUGGGUGUGCUGUCACCAUGCUUUUCAACCCACCUGUUUUCAGGAUCAACUUUGACUCUGGAUGUAGCCAAGACACAAAAUGAAUAAAUGCUUCUAGUCAGCACUUUAUUUGUAUUUCAUGCUAAUAACUUAAAGCCUUACUAUAUAUGUAUAUUUUUUUAUUUCUAGACAAUCAGUCAAACAAAUCAAAAAUGAUGGCUGGGGCUGAUGCUGCUGAUGCUCCCAAAAAGCCACUGGUGUUUCGACUUUAUAGUGGGGUCCCAGAGGUGGUGCGACAGGUGCUUCUGGAACGUGGCUGGAUUGAGUACAAUGAGCAAGAACAUGAUGAGAAAGACUGGAAUCUGUAUUGGCGCACCACUUCUUUCACUGAAGCUGAAUAUGAAAACAUUCUCCCAUGGCAACGUCUCAAUCAUCACCCCAAAACCAUGGGAAUCACAAGGAAGGACUGCCUAGCUCGAAAUCUGAAGCGCAUGAAGGGUAUUUAUGGCUCAGCUCUCUAUGACUUUAGCCCUGUUGCUUUUAUCUUGCCAAAUGAUUACACCAAGUUUUUGGCAGAAUAUUCCAGAGAAAUGCUGGAAAAUGGUGGAACACCAGGAUACUGGAUUUGUAAACCAGUUGAUCUUUCCAGGGGUAGGGGGAUAUUUAUUUUUCAGGACUUUACAAAUUUAGCUUAUGAUUCCUCUGUCAUUGUGCAGAAGUAUAUCAGCAACCCCUUACUUAUUUCUGGUUACAAAUUCGACCUCCGUAUUUAUGUCUGUGUAAAAAGUUUUCACCCCCUUACUAUCUACAUGUACCAAGAAGGCUUGGUUAGAUUUGCAACUGAGAAGUACUCUCUAAAUUCCCUAGACAAUCAGUAUGCACACCUGACCAAUACCAGCAUUAACAAAUUUGGCCUUUCAUAUAAUUCUGAAAAAGAGCGUGUUGGUUCAGGGUGCAAAUGGACAAUGAGCAAAUUUCGGACCUACCUACACAGCCUGAAUAUUAAUGAAAUGUUAUUGUGGCAGAGAAUCAACAGUAUUGUGACGCUCACUUUGCUCACUAUAGCCUCUUCCAUACCAGCAAGCCCCAACUGUAUAGAGCUAUUUGGCUUUGACAUUCUGAUUGACAGCAACUUUAAACCUUGGCUCUUGGAAGUAAAUUUCAGCCCUGCCCUAUCUCUAGACUGUCCUGUGGAUGUCACUGUCAAGAAGGGGCUUUUACAUGAUUUGAUUGAUUUGUUGAAUUACAGUGACGUGGACCAUCUCAGAGAGAGUGCAUUUGCACAGCAGGCACAGAAAAGGCCAUCUUAUGUAAGGCUUCAGCCUUUGUCUUUAACAAAACCAGUGGUUUUGCUGCUUGCUAACACUCUAAAGAGGUCAGGCAAGGACUGUAAUUUGGCUCAACCUAUAUGCAGCCCUCAUUCUACAUUACAUAAUUUGUGCAAAGCAAAUCACUUGGAGAUAAACAAAGAAGAGCACUGUGAGAAGUUGUUAAGUGACACAGCUAGAAUAUCAUGUGUACAAUAUGGCAAGCAAAAAGUUACCAAGGUAUCUAAGGUGUCUCUGACUCGCAAGACGCACCCUAGCACUUCCAGCUCCCAGAAAGAAACAGGCUUAGCUUGCAAGAAGUCUCCUCAGCCUAAAAAGAAAAUUGCAUCCCAGAACAUGGAAAAUGUACCUUCUAACAAAAACCUUUGUAUGUUGCCAGCGAUCAACAAAACAACACACAAACCUGCCUCUUUCAAACGAUUUUCCAAGGUCGAAUGUAUAAUGCCAAGAUCUCGUGUAGGAGACUUUAUUCUCACAUUUCCUUUUAAUGAAGCUACUGUUAAGGCUUCACAAAAAUUAACAAAUGUGAAAGCUGCAAUUCUAGAGGUCCAGAAGCUCUUGAACAGCAUUGUGUCCCAUAAGGCAUGUGGCAUGAAGAGGAGAAAAGAAGAUAUUUCAUCUAAUUGCAGAUUUGUUGGAAAAGAGCAAAAUGGACAGUUGCUCUGGGGCCCUAAAGAUCCUCCAUUGCUUAGUGUUAUGUGCACUAAUAAUCAUAAUGACAGUUUCAGGUGAUACAUUUUUGUAUUAUGCUCCUCUAUUGUUUUAAUUUUUUUUAAAUUAUAUAAUGUGUAACAAGAAUGUACAAUAUAGGUUUUUAUUACAGCCCCUGUAUUAAACUAUCCUUUUAAAUGGUUGUGAAUUAAGCAUUUAUACUGUAAAAGAUCUAGGGACUAGAUGCUAGUGCUGGCCAGUACUGCUUAAUGCCCAACUGUUCAAUCCUGUUCAUUCUACUUGUGGGUCAUUGUAGCUGUGACUAUCAUCAGAUGAAGGAACAUCUUGCAGAAUGCAAAACAGAACUCUAUGAUCAGCAUUGAUAGAGAUAGCUGGCAGCUUUGGAUUCCACAUUUUAUUAGACUGUGAUGAUCUGGGCUUAUCACUUUGAGAUCAUGCUGAAGGACUAUUGAAUAACUCAUAUUUUGCUUGUUGGUAUUGAGCCAUGUUAAUGUCUAGAUUGUCUGUUGUUUGCAGUGCAUUUUAAUUCCAGCGUGAUUAUUUACUGGCCAUACUUCAAUGUUAAAUUGUUUUCAGGUACUGCCUUCAGUUGCACCAUUUUAUUAUGAUGUUUGUCAGUUUCUUUUCACUUCUUUUAUUGUUUCCCAUUACUUUGUAGCACUGAAAAUGCAUAUACCCCACCAGCAAAACUCCUAAUUUCCAAAACAUUCCAAAAGUGGUGCUGUAGAUACACCUACAAUAAUGCAUUCAAGCACACUUGACUACUCUGGAUACCUUUUUAAGGUUCGUUUUCAGCACAAGUUAAACAAUGAAAUUUUAGCAAAAUGCAGUGACUAAAUGGCACAGGAGAAUUUAUCCAAAUACAGUGUUUAUAUAAAUAUUACAUCAAAGUUAAGGACAGAAAUAAGAGAAUUAUGAGAAUUCUUUGCAUAAUUAGUGUAAAUGGUUUAAUUUGAUGUGAUCACAUUACCUGGAAUAAACCACUAGAACCCAAUGAGUAAGACACUCUGCUGCCACUUACUGUAGAUAUUUGGAAAGUUUAGAUAUUUGGACGGAUGAUAAAUUUCAUGCUAGAUGAUACUAAAUGUAUAAAUAACUAAGCCGCUGAUCACACAGUGAAGAAAUGAAGUGAGCAAGUGGUAAGAUGGGAGUACCCCUUCAUCUUUUUUAAAAGAAAAAGAAAAGUUGCUAGUAAAUUAUAUAAAUACAAACUACAUUGAAGAACAUGCACAUUAUCCCUGUUAAAAAGUUGGUAGAGAACUAACAGUGUCAUUUCCCCAUGAGCACACAAUCAUCACUCUACCACUCACAUCACUCGUGCUACUUGGUGCUCCUAUGAAAUGAAGCAGUUUGGCAAAACCUGUAGCCAUGCCAAAGCUUGUAAUGUGACAGACGAGAAGAGUUCUUAUCAAGACCUCUAAAGGCAUGAUAUUAAAUGAAAAUAUCUUUUGCACAUUUCAGAAAAAAUAAGAUUGUUUUAUUCUGUAUUUAAAAUAAUUAACAUUAAAAUUAUUAACAUUCUGAGCUUCUUGAGGUCUUUAUUGCUGACCUUGUACAAUAGAUUGGUAAAAUAUGUACUGGUACUUGCUGCUGUGAUAAGAGAUUAUCCAUUUGUAUCUUUUAGAGCAGGGCAUCCCAAUUACAUCCUGAAGGGCUGCAGGUUUUCACUUUAACCAAUUUCUCAAUUAGAACCCAUUUAUUUUCUGUUAAAGCAAUACAGUUUUGGGGGGGGGGGUUAGUUUUAGUUAUCUCAUUCGUUACAAUUCAGAGCCCUUAAUUAAUUGCCUAUUUUUAGUUUUAGACUGCUACAUUUAGAUUUUAAUUGUUUUUCUAACCAGCCACCAGUUAAUAAUGAGGUACAAAUGACAAAGGAACCACCAGCUUCCAGCUAAUGUGCAUCUAUUUGAACCUGUGUAUAUGCAUCAUGAAGUAUCUAUUUUAAUGAAAUGUUUGUAUUGAUUUAGAGAAAGCAAGGAACAAGAGAUACAAAUCUGUUCUGGAUCACAAAAAAUAUAGACAAUGUCCUCAGAAAACAAAAAAAUGUACAACAUGAUGAAAAUUUGUCUUGGAAGAAUAAAGGCAUUA